UCCCUUCAACAAAUCCAAAGAAAUUAUGAUCCUCCUACAAUAUUUGGGAACUGUAUAUGAAAAAAAACCUAUUUAUAAAUUAGAAUCCACUUAAUCACCACUUCCUUGAUUCAGAAGUUAGCAAACCAGCAAAGCAAAAAAUUAUGAAUUUUGGAAAGGAGGACCUUGAUCUGGUUUUGGUCCCAAGUGGACUGUUCAUCAUGCUUGUCUAUCACAUCAUCCUCCUCUACAGAUAUCUCCAUCAACCUCACACCACAGUCCUUGGCUUUGAAAACAAUGACAAAAGAGCUUGGGCUGAAAGAAUUAUGCAGGUUGACAAGAGAGAUGUUGGCACAGCCUUAAAUGUGAUCUCAUCCAACACAUCAGCAGCAACUUUUCUGUGUUCCAUCUCCUUGACUCUCAGCUCCCUCAUUGGAGCUUGGCUCGGAAGUAAUUCAACUAAGACAGUCUUCCAGAGUGAAUUGAUCUAUGGCAACACCAACCCAUCAAUCCUCACAAUAAAAUACCUAAGCCUCUUGACUUGUUUUCUUCUAGCCUUUGCAUGCUUUGUUCAAUCAGCAAGGCACUUUGUCCAUGCAAACUACCUGAUCAGCAUGCCGGAUAGUAACAUUCCGGCAUGGUACGUGCAGAUGGCGGUGAUAAGGGGAAGUGAUUUCUGGUCACUUGGGCUUAGAGCACUCUAUUUUGCUCUUACUCUUUUGCUGUGGUUUUUUGGUCCGAUUCCGAUGUUUGUUUCCUCCAUGGUUUUGGUCAUAGUUCUACAUAACCUUGACACAAACACCAGACCAUUGCAUCAGCAUCAGCUUCCGGGAAAGGAGCUCGUUAAACACACCGGCGAGAGAAUCUCAGAGGUGGCUGUGACCAUUCAGCAUCAUACAGAAACGGUUAAAACUACGACUAGUAGUACUGCGUAAUUGUCAAUCGUGUAUGCAUGUUUGUUUGGAGUUGUUGGGUAGUAGGUUUCCUUAGCUAGUAGUGCUAAUCGAUUUAUGUGAGUAUACUGCCAAGAAAGAUCAAAUUGUAAUUUGAUUAUAAAAAUAAAUAAAUAAAACAAUGUAUUACGAACACCACGAAAGAGUUUUGGAAGCUAGAAAUUGGGAGAUUAACUUCAACAUUUCCCUUCAAUGGCCCAAAAUUUUGUUAGUAGAUUGGAAUUUAGUAUGAUUAUUACAAAUAA
Molecule: messenger RNA, 1177 nt
Organism: Malus domestica (apple)
Lineage: Eukaryota; Viridiplantae; Streptophyta; Magnoliopsida; Rosales; Rosaceae
Source: RefSeq, a predicted model, not a curated record